This is a messenger RNA of Camellia sinensis, 933 nucleotides long. Its product is annotated as Calcium-dependent lipid-binding (CaLB domain) family protein. NCBI's taxonomy places the organism in Eukaryota, Viridiplantae, Streptophyta, Magnoliopsida, Ericales, Theaceae. The record is from RefSeq and is a predicted model, not a curated record.
UCUAAUACUUAAUAGGGGUCGAUAGAAGAAUCUCUUUGACUCAAUUUACAGAGAGAGAGAGAGAAGAGAGAGAUGACGAUUGGGAUCAUGGAGGUUCUGCUGGUGGGUGCUCGAGGUCUCAAGAACAAUGAAUUCUUCGGUGGUGGGAUAGAUCCGUAUGUUUUGAUUCAAUACAAAAGCCAAGAGCACAAGAGCAGCGUGAUCAGAGGGCAAGGAGGCAAUCCAGUGUGGAAUGAGAAAUUUACAUUCAGUGUAGAGUAUCCAUCAGAGGAAGAAGAUGAGCGAUACAAACUCAUCCUCAACAUCAUGGACAAGGACACCUUCUCUGCAGAUGACUACCUCGGCCAAGCCACGAUAUAUUUGGAAGACCUUUUGGCACUAGGAGUGGAGAAUGGAAAUGCAAAGCUACAUCCUCUCAAGUAUAGUGUUGUUUCCCCUGACCAAAAUUACUGUGGAGAGAUUCAAGUUGGUGUCACUUUCACCCCUAAGGUACAAGAGGAAGAGGAAGCUGAGGAAGAAGAAUUUGGUGGAUGGAAAGAAAGUGAUUAUUAGCUGCUUUGCCAAGUUAGCUAAUUUGUGGAUCAGUAAUGCUUGGUGGCUCGGAAAUUUAUGCCUUGAAUGGCUUAAAUGUGUCAAAAUGACAUCGUUUUAGAGAUAAAAUGACGUCAUUUUGAUACAUUCAAACCGUUCGGGCCACACAAAUUCGGGUCACCAAGCAUUUUUUUUUGUAAACUCUUUGUUGUGUGUUUGUGUGUGAACCAGUUGUUGAAAUUAUUUCUGUAAUCAUAGAGAGUCAAUCUUAAGGUUAAAUUCUCAUUUAUGGAUAAGGGGAUGGGUUACGGUUAAUUUUAUCUCAUGAUAACAUUAUUUUGCGUUGGUUUAAAUUUUAUGACUUUAAAUAAUUUAUCAUAAGGGCUCUUUUAUCUCGCAUAA